Molecule: messenger RNA, 1388 nt
Organism: Cololabis saira (Pacific saury)
Lineage: Eukaryota; Metazoa; Chordata; Actinopteri; Beloniformes; Belonidae
Exons: 2
Coding region: 12-764 (250 amino acids)
Source: RefSeq, a predicted model, not a curated record
UGCAUCUCCAGAUGCUAAUGGUCGUCCUGCUAGCAGCUGCAACCGGCGCCGUCGACGUCAGCUGGUUGACCAAGGUUUCCAAAACCAUGAUUGACAAGUUGCAAAUCAAAAGACAGACGUGUGUAGCUGCCAACGUUCCAAAGCAGGAGAACCAGGCAAGACUUAACGAGCUCUUGAGCGACGACUUUGUAAAGGAGGCUUUAAAAUGGACCAAGAAAGAAACUAUCUACGGAGUAGAUGAUAUUGUUGUAGCUUUAGCACGUUCAGUUCAUGCAGAAGUUGCUGUUAUGACAGAAGUAAAAGAUGCUAUGAAAAAGGCGAAGACAGACGGAGACUUCCUGUUCAUCUACUCGUUCUUUUCCCCCUGCGAGAAAUGUACUACCAAGGGUGGACUAAAUAACAUUGUUGAUUCUCUAGAAAAACACGCUAAAGACUGGGGUGAGGCUGUCUUUGUGUUUAGCAACGUCUAUGAGAAGCCCAACAAAGGUGACCCGUUCUCCAGAGAAGUUUUGGUAAAGGCUCUUAAAUCUCUUGGAGACUCCAUGGGGGGUCUGAAGAACGUUUACCGCUGCUACCAGCAGCAGCAAACGUUCGGAUGCCACGUCUGCUCCUCAGGGAACGGACCUGCCGAGGUUUGUCUGGUCCAGAAAUACGUUCCUGCCCAGGGAGGAGCCGGCGUGGGCCGGAGCAAGAGCCUGGACCACGGAGAUGCUGGGAAAAAGAAGAGUGGCAGUGGGAGGAGCAAGAGCGCUGGGAGGGCCUAGAGCAGUGGGAGGAGCUAGAGCAGUGGGAGGAGCCAGAGCAGUGGGAGGAGCCAGAGCAGUGGGAGGAGCCAGAGCAGUGGGAGGAGCCAGUGCAGUGGGAGGAGCUAGAGCAGUGGGAGGAGCCAGAGCAGUGGGAGGAGCCAGUGCAGUGGGAGGAGCUAGAGCAGUGGGAGGAGCCAGAGCAGUGGGAGGAGCCAGAUCAGUGGGAGGAGCUAGAGCAGUGGGAGGAGCCAGAGCAGUGGGAGGAGCUAGAGCAGCCGAGGCAUCAGGGAUUAGCAGCAAUCAGUGCGUUUACAUGGGAAGUUUAAUUCCUCUUUAAUUCAGAAUUAAAAUUAAAUCCGAUUUAAAAUGAGUAAAAAUGACCAUGUAAACACCUAAUUCCGAAUUAAAAAUGGCCAUUCCAAAUUAGACUUAAUUCUGAAGUAAGUGGCUGGUUUAUUCCGAUUUUAAAUCCGAAUAGAAUAAUUCCAGAUCAUGUAAACACUCAUUCCUCUUCUUUCAAGAUGCAGCACGCAGUAAACCCUGGUCAAGAGCAGAGACCAUUUAUUCAAUAAAUAGAAAUAAUUAAAAGAACAGAUGGAAACAGGAAACAUCAAAAUGGUGAGCUUUUCAAUGUUGUAGCGG